AUGAUGGCACAGGUCGUUGAAGAGGACGAAGUUUCGAACCCGUUGCUCAUCAAGGCACAAUAUAUUGAGCCACAUGGUCUGUUAAUACGGGGAAAUUUGGUACUGGCAUUUCUCAAUCUAUCAAGGAAUAGCAUCACGCAACAAGGACUGAUCGCCCUCCUCAACGCGGUAACAUUUCAAAACCAACGCCUCAAGGACACGUCCAAGAUGAACGGAACAGGAUUGAUGAAAGUGUUCAUUCGCGGAAAUCUGUUUGAUGAGCAAUGUGAACCCAUGCAACAGUUGGCUGAGAUUAUGUCAGCUCGAGACCCACUGCAAACAAGUGGAGAACAGAACGAGGUUGAUGGAUCGCAGGUUGACGGCGCACCAGAAAGCUGAGGCUAUAUUCAAGGGAAGAUGCAACAUUACUCAGAAAUCCAUCGCAAACCACAAAGGCGCUAGGAAGUGAUGACUGCAGCCGACAAGCCACUGAGUGCCCCAUACCCCAUU
Messenger RNA from Dicrocoelium dendriticum, 489 nucleotides. Lineage: Eukaryota; Metazoa; Platyhelminthes; Trematoda; Plagiorchiida; Dicrocoeliidae. The record is from the annotation of a GenBank genome assembly.